This is a messenger RNA of Glarea lozoyensis ATCC 20868, 699 nucleotides long. Its product is annotated as EBDP4. NCBI's taxonomy places the organism in Eukaryota, Fungi, Ascomycota, Leotiomycetes, Helotiales, Helotiaceae. Gene Ontology annotation, cellular component: membrane; endoplasmic reticulum. The coding region runs from base 1 to 699 and encodes 232 amino acids. Gene Ontology annotation, molecular function: steroid Delta-isomerase activity; C-8 sterol isomerase activity; cholestenol delta-isomerase activity. Gene Ontology annotation, biological process: sterol biosynthetic process. The transcript has 5 exons. The record is from RefSeq and is a predicted model, not a curated record.
AUGGAACUGCCUCUUCAUCCUUUCUAUCCUCUGGGGGCUCUCCUCUCAGGGACGGAGUUUGUUCCCAAUACGUUUGGUACACUAGAAUUGGUUGCUGUAUUUGGUAUCGGAUGCUUUGUGAUUUUGGGCUCUGCCUUGCUGAUUGCCCUUCGGGUAAAUCCAAAACUCAAUUAUGCUGAUCGUCUAUUAGUUAUGUGGUUCGUUUUAUGUGGAAUGAUACAUCUAUUUUUCGAGGGCUACUUUGUUGUGAACCAUACCCAUAUGGCCUCUCGACAGGAUUUCUUUGGACAAUUAUGGAAGGAAUACUCCCUCUCAGACUCUAGAUAUAUGUUUUCUGAUCCGUUUGUGUUGUGUAUGGAAAGUUGGACUGCUAUCGCAUGGGGACCGCUAUCUUUUGUUCUGGCAGUAUUAAUCGUCAACGACUCGCCAUACCGACACCCGAUUCAAGCUCUAGUCUCAACAGGCCAAUUCUAUGGAGAUUUAUUAUACUUCAUGACCAACAUAUUCGACGAAUCGUACACAGGAAGGACUUUCUACAGACCCGAACCGUAUUACUACUGGUUCUACUUUGUGUUCAUGAACGCCUUUUGGAUCGUCAUUCCAUGUAUCUGCGUGUACAGCUCUGCAAAGGCAACGGCCAAAGCAUUCAGAAAUGCAAAAAUGACAGGACAGAAUGGAAGUGCGAAAAAGCAUAUGUGA